This is a messenger RNA of Stegostoma tigrinum, 2497 nucleotides long. RefSeq names its product ankyrin repeat domain 34C (gene ankrd34c). The record is from RefSeq and is a predicted model, not a curated record. The transcript is spliced from 2 exons. Gene Ontology annotation, molecular function: protein binding. NCBI's taxonomy places the organism in Eukaryota, Metazoa, Chordata, Chondrichthyes, Orectolobiformes, Stegostomatidae. The coding region runs from base 366 to 1982 and encodes 538 amino acids.
AAAGACAGUGAGACCGAGUUGAGUACUGCAGGGCGCCGGCAUUCACAGUCCCCUCGGCUAAACUCCACACAAACCCUCCUGGCUUUAUUCAAAUCUGUUUUUGCAAAAUAGAAUGACAUCUGAGUUAGAGUUAGAAUUGUGAAUCUGCAGAAGCUUUGCUGUGCCCCGCGGUUGGGAAAUAAACCCUCUCCAAUGUUGCUUUAGUUUCGGAUUGAGACAGGGAGCAGGUUGGAUGGAGAUGAAGGGAUUCGAAGCGGCUGCACGAUGUCCUGCUGUCAGAGCCCGCACCCGGCUCCGGCUGCUUCGGAAUCGAUUCUCACAUCCUUCCGGUUUCUAAAGGGGCUACAGUAGGUGUCACACUGAGGAUGGAUGAUGCUCCCGAGCUGCGGACUGAUGGGAAUUCCCUCCUGAAGGCGGUUUGGUUGGGAAGGUUGAGAUUGACCAGGCUGUUGUUGGAAGGUGGGGCGUACAUUAAUGAGAGCAAUGAGAGAGGCGAGACCCCCCUGAUGGUAGCGUGUAUGACCAGGCACGUCGACCAACAGAGUGUGAGCAAAGCCAAGAUGGUGAAGUAUCUGCUGGAAAAGCAGGCGGACCCAAACAUUCAGGACAAGGCGGGUAAAACGGCACUAAUGCACGCCUGCAUCGAGAGGGCCGGGGAGGAGGCGGUCUCCGUGCUACUCAGUAACGGCGCGGACCCCAGCCUGGAGGACCACUCCGGGGCAUCUGCCUUGGUUUACGCCAUCAACACCGAUGAUAAAGAGGUUUUAAAAUGUUUACUAAAUGCCUGCAAAGCCAAAGGUAAGGAGGUUAUCAUCAUCACUACUGACAAAUCUCCGUGCGGGACCAAGACAACGAAGCAGUAUCUAAAUGUGCCGCCUUCCCCGGAACUGGAGGAGAGGCACAGCCCUGCCCUCUGCAUGUCUCCGUCUGACAUUGAACUCAAGACAUCGCUGAGUCCGGCUCCCACUGAUGACCAGGAAAGUGAGAACAGCUUUAGUUUCCAAGUGAUGUCACAUCAGAGCGGCGGUUACACUAGCAAACCCCACAAUGAGCCCAGCUCCCCAACCAGGAAGGUCAACCCGAAGAGGAUGGGGACCCGCCUGCCUCAGCUGAAGAGGCUGCAGUCGGAGCCCUGGGGGCUGAUCGCUCCCUCUGUCCUGGCUGCUGCCGCCGCCUACCAGGAGGAGUGUAAACGGGCCAGUCCUGAAGAGGAGCUCAUUCAGGGCAUCAAUGGCUUGGCGCUACCCAAACGCACCACUUUGUCCAGAACCGACAGCAUCGAGAGUAAAGACCCGUCCACCUUCCCGUUUGUGGGAGAUCCGACCUCUCGCACUCCGUCCACAUCCGCUCCAGUUUCCCGGAAACAAUCCUAUGAGAAAAGCCAGUGCCAACACCAGCCCCUAGCCCGGAGGAGCACGUUACCCUCUGAGCAGGACACGGUUAGUAGCUUCGCUGCUACUGGCCCUGUCAGCCUGAGGGACACCGUCCACCGCAGGAGGCUGGGCAAUGACCAUUAUGAUUCAGACUCGCAGCUUUAUUCCGACUCCAUCUCCAACCCAUUCGAGUCGAUCAAAGUCACGUUUGAAAGAAAGAAGCACAACACCUCUCCGCUGACGUUGCUGACCAGCUCCCGGGAGUCCCUGGAUAGUAUCGCCAGCACAUCUCCGGGUUCAGUCCGCCGCAGGCCCCCUGGUCUCCUGGAGAGGAGAGGCUCUGGGACCCUCCUACUCGAUCACAUCUCCCACACGAGGCCAGGCCACCUCCCCCCACUGAAUGUCAACCCCAACCCGCCCAUCCCCGACAUCGGCUGCAACAGCAAGCCGUCAUCGCCGCUAACCAUGGGCCUGAAAUCUCUGGUCCCUGUGGCACCAUCUUCACCAAAACGGAACGAGAUGAAAACCAAAAAGAAGCUGGUGAGGAGGCACUCCAUGCAGGUGGAGCAGAUGAAGCAACUCUCGGAUUUUGAGGAGCUGAACACUUAGUGCAUCUGACACCACGAUCUUACCUUCAGAUAUCCAAGAGAAUGUAAAUUAAUUCACAAUUAUAGUUUAACAAACCAAUAAACCAGAUUAGUCUUUUCCUUUCCAGCGCCCAGGGGAUCUCGCUGGCAACAUUAGGGAGCCACGUUUUAUUGGGAUACAAUUGAACCGAAAUGCUGCUCUCUCACAUUCCUCAGUCAGCCUGGGAUGAAGAGAUUGGGGCCGGGUUUGUGUUUGAUCUGGUUACAACGAAAUGGCCGCAAUGGAUGAAGCCUUUCCAAUGGCGAUGGCCAAGAUCCAGGUUUUCAUGGCAGGAAAACUAUCAAUUCCACUUCAAAGGGCAUUUCCUCACCACCCCAUCUCCCACUAACAGCCAAAAUAUGUGGUCACUCCCGACAUAACCAAAGUGCUGGUAUUGUUUCGGUUUCAGUGAAGUCUCAAAAUCCGCAAGCCACACACAGACACGCUGAUGCUAGAUUUUGUUGCUUUUACACUUACAGGAUUAAGCAAGCAGUUUC